UGGAAGUGGAGGAAUUUUUGUGCCUCUCGCAUGCAACCGAGCUUUCACUGUGCUUCUGCCUGAAGAGGAGAAGAUAGUAUAAGAGAGGAGAGACGUUAAUGGACCUGCAUCAUGGAGCGCAAACUGAAAACAUCACAAAGGAUUUACAUGUGGAGUGACGACGAGGCUGCACGCGCGGUGCAACAGGAUGGCAAUUUAAUGUGCAUGAAUGUGCGCGAGGAUUAAAAAUAAAAUAAAGUAUAAUUUAAAAAAAGACCUUAAAAUGAUUCCUGGAGUUCAGCAAGCUGUCUGUGAGAAUAUUCGGGAUUCAUUGUAGACGCGUGAGCUCGAGGAUGCACGUUUGCAUAACUACACCCGUUUAGGAUGCUUGCACUAAGGAACAGGGUUUAAGAGGCAGUUUUCUCCGGCGGACGCGGUCAUGGGUGUGCUGCUGCUCUGCCUCCUUUUGCACGCGGGAUUAGCGCGCGCCACGCACGACGGCUACGUGGAAUGGUCGGAUGGCAGUGACGACGACGACGACGAAACUGCCGAUGUCGGCGCGAGGCAACACCGAGUCCGUGGUACGGAGCGCGCGGCUUCGGCGGGGGCCGGGGCGGAGGAGUUGCCGCGCGUGGUGGCCGCCUUCCUCCACACGGGCGACGCCUCCGCGCUCGCGCACGUGAACUGCUCGCGGCGUUACGAGCUCAGCAGCCUCGGUUCCGCUCCGCCGGCGCCUCCCGUCGCUUCCGUACACUCCGUUAGCGCAGCGCUGGACGCCGUGUCACGCGCCGCCGAAUUCCUGAAUGCGCUUUCGCGAGAAACGAAGCAAGAAGACCAGCAGCAGCAGGUGUGGUAUCGCGCACUGCUUCGGAGCAUGCUGGACCGUGAGCCCAGGAUCCACCGCGUCGCGCUCGCACUUCACACUGAACAGCUCCACCUCCAGGCCAUGAGGAUGGACGGGCACGUGGAGCUGCAAGAGUUUUCGGUUGAGGAGUCCGAGUGGAACCGCCAAGCCCGGAAAAAAACCCGGAUGAUAACGCAGACCCGAAGCUCCCAAAGCACACAAGGUCACGUGCAGUGGUCUGCGCCUUAUCUGGAGUGUGAGCGCGGGCGAUUCAUCCCGCACUGGCUUCUCACCCUGUCGGUGAAAGUGUAUGGUCUGAACUCGGACACAGAGCCAGAGAUCAGGGGUGUGGUAAGGGUUGAUGUCAAUCUGCAGGAUGUGGACAUCGAUCAGUGCUCCAGCACCGGCUGGUUCGCCGGCACUCACCGCUGCAAUCUGACCACCAUGGAGUGUGAACCGAUUCCAGGCCAAGGCUUUGUCUUGGACAAGUACAAGUGCCAAUGCAGGAGGGGGUUUUACCAACACAGCCGAGUGGCACUCAACGGCUUCUCCAAAUUGGAGCGGGAUCGUUAUGUCGGGGCAGAACCCUCGGACAUGCCAGCUCGAUGUCUGCCGUGUCAGGAUGGCUGUGUGUUCUGUCGGGACGAUGCGCCGUGCCUGGCACAGGAGGAUGGCGUCCUCCGUCUCACCGUUGUCUCCUUCCAGAGCCUGUGUGUGCUGCUCGACUUCAUCUGCAUGACCGUGGUGUACCGAUUCCGGCGCAACAAGAGAAUCAAAGCAUCUGGGUUUAUUCUUCUCGAGGCCAUCCUGUCAGGUGCCAUGCUUCUCUACCUUCCUGUGAUGAUACUUUACUUUCAACCGAACGUCCUGCACUGCAUUCUCCUGAGAUGGGUUCGCCUCCUGGGCUUCGCCACGGUGUACGGAACAGUGAUCCUCAAGCUCUUCCGGGUGUUGAAGGUGUUCCUGUCGCGUACGGCCCAGCGGAUUCCCUACAUGACCAGCUGCCGUGUUCUGCGUUUGCUGGGUGCCAUAUUACUCGUAGUGCUCUGGUUCCUGGUGGCCUGGACUUCGGCCGUCUGCCAGAGCCACGAUUCCCAUCAUGGCCUCGUCGAAGAGGGCGUGACAAUAGAGGGUCUGCAGUUCACCAUGUGCAAGCUCGACCGCUGGGACUACAUGAUGGCUGUUGCCGAGCUUCUCUUCCUGGUGUGGGGGGUCUACCUGUGCUACGCCGUUCGCACCGUACCCUCUGCCUUUCAUGAGCCACGCUACAUGGCAGUCGCCGUGUAUAACGAACUCCUCGUCUCGGCCAUAUCGCACAUCAUAAGGUUCACCCUGGCUCCUGGACUCCACCCAGAUUGGAUGUUGAUGUUAUGUUUUGUUCAUACACAUUUGACGGUGACAGUGACUCUGGGAUUGCUGCUCAUCCCAAAGUUUGUGUUCACUGGUACUCACAGGCAGGACGACAUCGCCACCGAGGCCUACGAGGACGAGCUGGAAAUGGGCCGAUCAGGUUCCUACUUGAACAGCAGCAUAACUUCUGCCUGGAGUGAGCACAGUUUGGACCCUGAAGACAUAAGAGAUGAGCUAAAGAAGCUAUAUGGCCAGCUAGAGAUCUAUAAGCAAAAGAAGAUGAUGACAAACAACCCUCAUCUCCAGAAAAAACGCAACUCCAAAAAAGGCAUUGGACGUUCAAUUAUGCGGCGCAUCACAGAAAUACCCGAGACGGUGAGCCGUCAGUACAGUCGAGAAGACAGGGACGGAAGCGAACACGGCAGCAAUCGCAGUACCCUACGUAGAAACCCAUUUGAAUCUUCCCAUGGUGGAAAAUCCAGAGAGGACUCCCUAAAGAACAAGGUAUUCUCCUUGAAACGGUCCCACAGCUAUGACCAUACACACGACCAAGCGGAGAACUCUACAACCGAGUUGUCUCUGCUGAACACCUUAAUGGGGAGAAGGUCUGCAAAGAAAAAUCCAGAGGCACCAAAGGUCAAACCUGCAGAAUCUGCAGAGUCGGUGCCACUUGUGUGCAAGUCCAUCAGCGCACACAAUCUCGCAGCAGACAAGAAGCCUAUCCAUCUCCGGUCCUCGAUGAUACAGAAGAGUCUGAGUGUCAUAGCCAGUGCCAGAGAGAGAACCCUGGGGCUUGGAGGGAAGACCCAUAGUGUUGAGGACGCAAGUAAGAAAGGCCUCAAGGCCAGAGAUACCAGGAUGGUUUCAGAAGUCAACAAAUCUCCUGAAUGCUUCCCGAAGAUGAUCAUCAGCCAAUCUGUUGAGUACAGCAAGACCCCAAGUAAAAUGGGUAUCAUGAAGCAACAAGUGAGUGGAAGUCAACCAUCGAUUUGCUCUGAACCAGGGAGAAGCAAGGACCUUUAUGACCUUUCCGAGGUUUGCCCCUGGGAAAUGGAAGAUUUGCCCACUCUGUCAGAGGGGAAAGCUCAAAAGCAUGUUUCCAUUGCCCCAAGUGAGACUACCACGUUUCAUGAAAGCAGCUCUAAAAGUGGAAAGUCUCAACACAAACAAAGGAUGGUGGUUCCAUCUCCAUCAAACCGCCGCCGCUCCAAAGAUAAGGGUAGUAACAGAGAGGAAGGGGGUGACAAGAAUGAUGGGAGGAAACCCAAAACACCACUUAACUUGACUGCCUACAAUGCAGAGGUCUGCCCGUGGGAAUUUGAGGAUCCAUCAUCCAAAGGAGUUGAGACCCUUGACAGGACUAGCCGCAAGAAAAGUGUCACUCCAACAGAUGGAAAGCCCAAGAUCAUCCUCUCAGACAUCUCCAAAUCCACUGGAAGCCUUAUGCAGCCUCCAGCCCUCAUGGUGGACAUUUGUCCAUGGGACCAUGACCAACCACCAUCUCCUAACCAGGACAAGACCUCAAGCCCCACACAUCAUUCAAAGAGAAGGGACUCUAACUCAAAAAGGAAAGGUUCUUGCUCAUCAAAAGGGAAAGGGAAGGAUAAAGAGGACGAUAGCCAAAGAUUCAAAAGCAGGGAGAGGCGAAGCUCUUCCUGUAAACCUUCUGAGAAACGCCGUGUCAGCCAGACAUCAGAGAGUGGCCAGGUUACUGUGACAGCACCUGGUAGAAGGAGAAGCUCGACAAAAGAGGCUGGAAUCACUGAUAAUAAGCAUGCUGACGUGUGGCCUUGCGAAACGGAGUGUAUGCCAAGUGUCACCACGAAAGAUGGGGACAUCCACACACCAUCUCAAACAACUGCACCGGCUGCUAGAAACCUCAACAUGGCUGAGGUUUGUCCAUGGGAUUUCGAUGACAAGACAUUAGGGAACCAUGCAUGACACUUUUACACACUUAUCAAUGACUCUUAAGCUCUCCAGAUUGGAUUCAUGAGAUGAAGGAUGGUGGCAUGAGAAUUGCCUUAUGUUCACUUGUCUCAUUACAGUUUUCAAAAGCCCAUCUCAUGCUAACUGUUUGCAUUAAUCCUGAAGACUCCCACAAAUUUUUCUGCCAUUUUGUUUACAUGAACCAGCUUGACCGGAGUUGGAACAUCCUUCUUAUGCCGUUACAGUAUAAGGGUUUUGAACCCACUUUGGGUUUGAAUGGAACCCUGGUGUGUUUUCACCUUUGGCAAUAACACACUCUGGUAUGAGAGUAGUGGUCUCUGUAUCGCUUCCAAGUGAAUUCUAGCAAGAAAGCAAUUCAUCUCUGCAUUGUCCCGAAUGACGCUGGACAUGAUACACAAAAUGUUUUUAAACUAGUUCUCAGUGGUUCUCUGGUCAUUUUUGUGAUUUCUAAAAGGUUUGUUUACAUUUUUCCCCAGCUGUAUUUCUGGCCAAUGAAUGACAGCAUUUUAUGAGCAUGGUUUGUUGUUUUUUUAGCACUACAUGCAUCUCAGCCAACGUUCGUUGGACGUGAAACAAAGCAGCAAACGAUGUGCCGAUUCGUACUCGUCAAGCAGUCUACGUGUGAACACCUCCAGAGAACUGCUCAAAAUUUCACAUUUUUGUUUUUGAGUGAAACAAAAGCACAACUUUUAUUUUGCAGUACCACAUAAUGUUGUUUAAACACCAAAUCACCCCCGAGUCUGACAUUAGGAUGGUCUAAAGAGCUGUUCUGGAUGGAUAAUAAAUUUGAAUAUAUGGAUUCGGCCUGAUUUAAAAUGAAAUUGUAACAAGGAAAUCACGAAAAGCGAAUAUUUUACAAAUUCAGUCCCUGAGAUAUGUUUGAUCUAGUUUAUCUAGCAGCCAUUUUUAACCAAAGAACAUCAUUAGCAUCUGCAAAACAUACAUCUUCCCACAAUUAAUUAUAAAUCGUCAGCACACACGUGAAAAGUCGGACAUUUCUUCAAUAGGAGAGCACGACAUGUCUUAUUUGAGAGGGAAUUGCAUGGAUGAGUGGCGUGGUUACGUUAUUGUUGAUAUCUUUUCCCCUCGACUCCCACUUGAAUACUGUAGUGUUGUGAUUUUGCAUCAGUAUUCCUUGCUGUAAUAACACAUUGUCACUCAACUGGAUUAUUUAUCUCCGUAUUCCUAUGAAAUAGUGUUCCAGUGGUUUCUGCAUGACCGUGAAUAAACACAGUUGCUUGUU
Messenger RNA from Ictalurus furcatus (blue catfish), 5363 nucleotides. RefSeq names its product G protein-coupled receptor 158b (gene gpr158b). The record is from RefSeq and is a predicted model, not a curated record. The transcript has 11 exons. Gene Ontology annotation, cellular component: membrane. Lineage: Eukaryota; Metazoa; Chordata; Actinopteri; Siluriformes; Ictaluridae. The coding region runs from base 419 to 4114 and encodes 1231 amino acids. Gene Ontology annotation, molecular function: G protein-coupled receptor activity. Gene Ontology annotation, biological process: G protein-coupled receptor signaling pathway.